AGGAACACAACAAAAGAAACAGCAGCAUUCUGCGAGUUGCCACUUUGGCUGCCAAAAGCGGAAACCUCCCAGUCUUCCAAUGGGUUCAUGAGAAUGGUUGGUCUUGGGAUACAAGAACUUGUUACAUAGCUGCUGGGCAUGGCCAUUUCCGCAUCUUAAAGUAUGCCCAUGAAAAUGGUUGCUAUUGGGACAGUAUGACAUGUUAUGCUGCUGCCGAAGGAGGACAUUUGGAUAUUCUAAAGUAUGCCCGGGAACAUUACUGCCCAUGGCAUUCAGAGACAUGUGCUGCUGCUGCCGCAAAUGAACACUUGGAUACACUCAAAUGGGCACAUGAGCAUGGGUGUUCGUGGAAUGAAUACACCUGCAGAUAUGCUGCCAGUGGUGGCCACUUGGAUGUGCUAAAGUAUGCUCGUGAGCAUGGGUGUCCGUGGAAUGAAUACACCUGCAGUAAUGCUGCUCUCAAUGGCAACUUGGGUGUGCUAAAGUAUGCUCAUGAGCAUGGAUGUCCGUGGAAUACAAAUACCUGCUUGCAAGCAGCACAGCAUGGGCAUUUGGAGCUGCUGAAAUGGGUGCAUGAGAAUGGCUGCCCGUGGAAUGAAUUAACAUGCAGUGUUGCUGCAAGGAAUGGGCAUCUUGAUGUGCUCAAGUAUGCUCAUGAGAAUGAAUGUCCAUGGGACGAUCGUGUUUCCUGGACUGCUGCACGCCAUGGGCAUGUCAAAAUCCUGAAGUACGCCGAUGACAAUGGCUGUCCAAGGCAUGCUAAUAUCCUCUCAAUUGCAGCCAAGGAGGGACACUUGGGUAUCCUAAAAUAUGCCCACGAGAAUGGCAGUCCCUUGAAUGGUGAUGUAUACCUGAAUGCUGCAAAGGAAGGUCACCUAGAAAUUGUCCAGUGGGCUCAUGAAAAUGGCUUACCAUGGUUUGAACAAGUGUGUUCUGCUGCUGCUUUGGGUGGCCAUUUAGAACUCAUCCAAUGGGUUCAUCACCAUGGCUGUCCAUGGGAUGAAUCAACUUGUGCCAAGGCUCCAGAAAAUGGGCAUUUGGAAAUUGUGAAGUAUGCUCAUGAGCAUGGUUGCCCUUGGGGUGUUGACACAUGUGCUGCUGCUGCUUUGGGUCAUCAUCUAGAUGUACUCAAGUAUGCUCGUGAGCAUGAUUGUCCAUGGGAUCACCAGACAUGCCGAAAUGCAACUAGCAAGGGACACUGGAGCCUACUCCGAUGGGCGCAUGAAAAUGACUGCCCUUGUUUGUGUUCUGCGUUUGGUGAAGAGGGAGACCACUAGGCUAGUAGCCAGUAGUUCGAAUUUGAAUUGUAAACUUUGCCUCUUACAUCACUUC
Molecule: messenger RNA, 1332 nt
Organism: Seminavis robusta
Lineage: Eukaryota; Bacillariophyta; Bacillariophyceae; Naviculales; Naviculaceae
Source: the annotation of a GenBank genome assembly